Messenger RNA from Caenorhabditis briggsae, 1164 nucleotides. RefSeq names its product Protein CBR-PAG-3 (gene Cbr-pag-3). Lineage: Eukaryota; Metazoa; Nematoda; Chromadorea; Rhabditida; Rhabditidae. Gene Ontology annotation, cellular component: nucleus. The record is from RefSeq and is a predicted model, not a curated record. Gene Ontology annotation, biological process: regulation of transcription by RNA polymerase II. The transcript has 9 exons. Bases 1 to 1164 code for a protein of 387 amino acids. Gene Ontology annotation, molecular function: DNA-binding transcription factor activity, RNA polymerase II-specific; RNA polymerase II cis-regulatory region sequence-specific DNA binding.
AUGACCACUGACCACGUGGCAAACGUCUAUUCAGUAGAAUCAUUACUAUCCAAUGUUGAAAAAUCAAGCGUCUCACCAACAGAAUCCGUAGAGGACAGAAAUGAGUUUCUUAUCACAGAAGAGAUAAUGAACUCUUGGCAGAGAAUGGCUGCGUCUUUUUCGUUACAACAGAAACUAUUUAUGAUGCAACAACCUGUCCCUCGACAUCCUACUCUGAACAUGAUCAAUAACCCAUUCGGAUUUUUGAAUGCUCCCGCUUUCUGGCAGCAGUACAUUAGGACUAUGUCGCUUGGAAUGAUCCCACCUGGCUCCGAAUCUCCGCCAGCUACAAUCUAUCGGACACCUACCCCACCAGCUGAGCUGAAACCAUUCCAUUGUUCAAAGUGUACGAAAGUUUUUUCCACGAUAGCAGCUCUCGAGCAACAUCAACAAGUGCACAAUAAUGACAAGCAGUUUGAAUGUAAGCAGUGUGGUAAAACUUUCAAAAGAUCUUCAACACUUUCCACUCAUCUUUUAAUUCAUUCGGACACCAGACCAUAUCCAUGUGAAUACUGUGGGAAGCGCUUUCAUCAGAAAUCAGAUAUGAAGAAGCACACUUAUAUUCAUACAGGUGAAAAACCACACAAAUGCACAGUAUGUGGUAAAGCGUUCAGCCAGUCGUCUAAUCUUAUCACCCACACCAGAAAACAUACCGGAUUCAAGCCAUUCGCAUGUGAUGUGUGUGGCCGGACGUUCCAACGUAAAGUAGACCGUCGUCGGCAUCGUGAGAGUCACCAUCCGGGCCACCCAGAAGAAUGCGGUUCGUUUCGUUUUACACCUCAAAUUUCAGCCAAUCAAGUCAAGACCAUUAUUGUGUCUGUUCUCUUGUUCCACUACAGUAACCCCCAAUUUCCUGUCCUCCCCCCCCCCCCUCCAUUCCCACCCACAACCGUAACAAUUGCAGUGUCUGCCGCUCAAAUUUCAUCAGAUCUCUCACCGAAAGGAUACAUGACACCUCCGACAAGCAGCGGAUAUCUCGACUCUUCCGACGAGUUUCUCAACGUAUUACCCGCCGAGCUGCUCGCGAUCAAAAACGAACUACUAGGCGAAGAGGAAAUCGAGGAAACUGAGGAUGAAGAAAUGAAAGUGUUGAACUUGAGUGUGUCAUUGAACAAUAUUAAAUAA